Messenger RNA from Staurois parvus, 710 nucleotides. The record is from the annotation of a GenBank genome assembly. NCBI's taxonomy places the organism in Eukaryota, Metazoa, Chordata, Amphibia, Anura, Ranidae.
GGAAGAAUGGAAGUCUUAUUGUUGGCCGCAUUGUGUCUCCUGAACGUGCCGGGUCCAGGAAUCAGAGGUGCCCACAAUGCCUCAAGAUCACUGUCAAACCCAGAGCUGUUUUCUGGAUUCCCGAAUGUAACGCUGGGAAGCACCGCGACCAUCCACUGCCUCUUUAAGAAUGCGUCGCUCCCCGUCACCUUCAUGCUGUUUCGGAAUAGGUCAAGCAGAGGCAGAAUGACCGUGUCGGAGGACGUGGAAGCCACAUUCAAUGUCACCAUCUAUAACCACACCAGCCUCGGGCCCUACAAGUGUAAAGUCAACAAUAGCGCCACCCAUGGGCUGUACAGCAAGGAUUUCACAUUUCUGCUGCAAGAGCACACAGCCCAUGGACCUGGACCCACCGGUGAGUCAGGUGGGGGAUGGGUGCACUUGGCCUGGAUCAUACCGCUCCUCGUCCUGGGUAUAAUAAUAGUGGCCUUUAUGUUCUGGAGGAUCUCCAAACCUGCUGCAAAAGACGAGGCGAUCCAGGAGGACACCACCUACCAGAAUGUGUCAGCCAGGGAGACAGGAAGACGGAGGAGGAGGAGGAGGAGGAGGAGGAGGUGCAGUACAGUACAGUGAUCCUGACAGAAGGCAGCAGAGACAUGAAGUGGGCCGAGGAGACGGCGGAAUACUCCAUCAUCACAGACACCCGCCUACAGGUUCAACAGCAACCGUAA